Molecule: messenger RNA, 1142 nt
Organism: Empidonax traillii (willow flycatcher)
Lineage: Eukaryota; Metazoa; Chordata; Aves; Passeriformes; Tyrannidae
Product: THUMP domain-containing protein 2-like
Exons: 4
Coding region: 123-722 (199 amino acids)
Biological process (GO): tRNA methylation
Molecular function (GO): tRNA (guanine) methyltransferase activity
Source: RefSeq, a predicted model, not a curated record
UGCUGGAUUCAGUGGGAAUAUAUACAUCCCUGAGUAACCUUUGUCCUGAGGGAGGAGUCUGUCUUGCUUGGGAUGCAAUAACCCCUUUGUUUUUGUAGGCUGGUGCCUUUGUGCUGGAUCCCAUGUGUGGGCUGGGAACGAUACUGCUGGAGGCUGCCAGAGAGUGGCCUGAAGCCUGUUACUGGGGUGCUGAUAUAAGUGAUUCACAGUUAGAGGGUGCAGAUGUGAAUAUUAGAACUGCAGGCUUAAUGAAUAAGAUUGAGUUGCUUAAAGCUUCAGUGAAAGCACUGCCAUUGCCUUCAGAAAGCUUUGACGCUGUGAUUUCGGAUAUUCCAUUUGGGAAGAAGUUCAAGAUUAGGAAUGAUGCCCAGCUUCUACCAGAUAUUCUCCAGGAAAUGGAAAGAGUGAUCCGUGUUGGAGGGACCAUGGUAUUGCUGCUGAGCCAAGAUCUCCGCAAGUGCAUGGACAGCUUGACCACGUGUGCUGGAAGUGACUCUCCUGAGGCCAUUGCUGAUGGCACCGGUGAAACAGCCACUGCCAAAGCCCCGAGUGUUGAUGGGAAUCCUUCCGCUGUGGCGAGUGGUGGUGGAGAAUCCUUUUGCAGCAGCAGACAGAUGCGUUUUGGGUCUCUGGUGCCAGAUGGUGUCUAUGGGGUUAGUCUUGGGAAGACAGAGGCUUUCAUAUACAAAUGCAGGAAGGUCUCUGCUGCCAGGAAUCGGUAGCUCACAUUCUUGGGGUGUCCUCAGGCACUGCUUGUCUCUGGUUUUUAGGAGAGAUGGAAGGUGCCUACUAGAGUUUCAGCUGGUUUCCCAGUAUUGUGCACAGUGAAACAGUACAUGGUAUAUUUUAAUGAGGCAAAGUCCUCAAGUCCUUGUUAAGGCAAAGCUGCUCUUUACUGGGAGGAGUUUCUGUGGGAGAGAAAGUUUUUACUGAACUGCAAACCCAAAUGUGGGUAGCAUUAAAUCUAAAUGGACUUUCACCUUCAGCAGUGUUUAUCAGGAAACACAUUUUGUCUGAAGAAGUCUCCAUCUCUUUUUGAGGGGUGGAUAUAUGCUUUACCUGGCAGUCUUCUGUUUUAAAGCAUGUUUCUGGUAAUUCUGAAAGAUCUCUUGGAGUGGAAAAUAAACUAUUUUGUAUGUUAA